ACAGUAAAUAACGUGUGAGUUCAGGAGUUCAUUUCAGGAACAACUAUUUUUUAUUUAUUUAUGAGAGGAAGUGUUUUGACUCGGGCGUGAAAGUCGUAUUCCGUGAGCCCCGACGCUUCCGCUUUCUUUCUUGGCUGCCACGGCACUCGAGGCAAAAUGACGACUAAAAGGAGGAAUGGUGGAAGGGCCAAACACGGCCGAGGUCAUGUCAACCCUGUGCGUUGCACCAACUGUGCUCGUUGCGUCCCAAAGGACAAGGCCAUCAAGAAGUUUGUUAUCCGUAACAUCGUCGAGGCCGCCGCUGUGAGGGACAUCAACGACGCCAGCGUCUACGAUACCUAUCAGCUCCCCAAGCUGUACGCAAAAUUGCACUACUGCGUGUCAUGCGCAAUUCACAGCAAAGUCGUUCGUAACAGAUCCAAGGCUGAUCGUCGCAUCAGGACACCACCUCUUCGCAACUUCCCAAGGGACAUGCGCCAGGGACCCCAGCAGAACAGGAAGUAAUUCACAUGUAAUUUUUAAUUGCGGAAUAAAAAAAAAAGUUUAAAAAAUGCUUUGAG
Diachasmimorpha longicaudata is the source of this 560-nucleotide messenger RNA. It is a transcript of the gene RpS26, whose product is annotated as Ribosomal protein S26. Gene Ontology annotation, molecular function: structural constituent of ribosome; mRNA binding. Gene Ontology annotation, biological process: translation. Gene Ontology annotation, cellular component: cytosolic small ribosomal subunit; ribosome. The transcript has 3 exons. Lineage: Eukaryota; Metazoa; Arthropoda; Insecta; Hymenoptera; Braconidae. Bases 157 to 504 code for a protein of 115 amino acids. The record is from RefSeq and is a predicted model, not a curated record.